UUCCAAGCCCAGCGUCUCCAAGGGCUCCUCAGCCAUGAACAUGCCCCAGUCAUUUGGCACUGCGAUGGGGUUCUCUCUGUCAGAUACCCUGCCGGCUGCCAGCCUGCCUAACGUGCCACAGAACCCUUCGGAUCAAGGAUCUCUGUUAACUGCUGAAGAAAGCAUCACUUACUUAGCACCCAUGGCAGACACAAAUAAAUGCUGGCCCAUCCGGCCAACGCUGCGGAAUGAACUGGACACAUUUUCAGUUCAUUUCUACAUCUUUUUUGGACCCAACAUCUCCAUCCCUCCAGACCGGGCAGCGAUAUUUGCCAUCAACCUAAUGCCGGUGCUGGACAGUGGAGGUGUCCUCAACAUGGAGCUCAAACUCAAUGUGUCUUCAGUGAGAGGAGAGAAUAUUACGAUCUUUGGCUGCCUGAAUCAUGGGAUGCCGCUGUCCCUUCACGACAACACAUCAGUCUCAUGUGAAUCUGAGUCAGUUUCAGGAUUUCAUCUCUCCAUUAACACCACCACAAAUAUCACCAAGCUGAGGAUUCCCUACCCACAGACAGGCACGUGGUAUCUGAGUCUGCGGUCCCUGUGUGCCACUGAACACGGAUUUGAAAUGUGUAAUAAUGUGACAGCUGAGGUGUAUCUUCGCUCUUACCUGACCCCCUGCAUCAAUGACUGUGGCACCUAUGGCCAGUGCAAACUCCUGCGCACCAACAACUACCUGUAUGCUGCAUGCGAGUGUAAAGCAGGUUGGGAUGGCUGGGGUUGCACGGACAACACAGAGGCAUACUCAUACGGCUUCCAGCUGCUCUCAACUCUCCUUCUGUGCCUCAGCAACCUGAUGUUCGUCCCACCUGUGACCAUCGCCAUCCGCAGUCAUUACCUGCUGGAGGCGUCUGUCUAUAUAUUCACCAUGUUCUUUUCCACUUUUUAUCAUGCCUGUGACCAGCCAGGCAUUGUGGUCUUCUGCAUCAUGGAGUACGACGUGCUGCAGUUCUGUGACUUCCUCGGCUCACUCAUGUCUGUAUGGGUCACUGUCAUCGCCAUGGCCAGACUCAAAUCCAUUAUCAAACAGGUGCUGUACUUGCUGGGGGCGAUGGCUCUGUCAAUGGCCUUACAGCUGGACCGCCAUGGCCUGUGGAACCUUCUGGGCCCCAGUCUUUUUGCUUUAGGCAUCAUGGCCAUCGCCUGGACUGUGCGCACCAUCCGCCGGCGCCGCUGUUACCCGCCGACCUGGAAGCGCUGGGUCUUUUUCCUGUUCCCUGGCACCACCAUUGCCACAUCAGCGGUGGCCUUAUUCGCCUUCGUGGAGACGGAGGAGAACUACUUCUAUAUCCACAGCAUCUGGCACAUGCUCAUCGCUGGGAGCGUCGGCUUCCUUCUGCCGCCUCGUGCCAAACCUGACGUUAAAGUCACUCCCCUGAAGCGGCGGCGAGGCUGUGGCUACCAGCUCUGUGUGAACGAGCACGAGGAGAUGGGACUGGUGGACCCAGCGAUCAUUACCAUCAACAGCAUAUGCACCAGCUGAUGAUGUUUAGCACCAUGGACUUUUAUUCGCCUUUCUUCUUCUUCCUUUGGAAUAUAAAAACAUGGAAAACAAAGCCAGAGAACUUACUGAUGCACUGUAAAUAACUUUUGACCGAAACACACACACACACACACACACAUAUACGUCAAAGUUUUUUGUCAUUGUUAUUUGAAUUACUAUUAUCGUUAAUAAUAUCGUUUGCAUUGUUAGUAUCUGGGAAUGGUUUGUGUCAGUACACCGAUGCACUG
Sinocyclocheilus rhinocerous is the source of this 1767-nucleotide messenger RNA. Its product is annotated as transmembrane protein 8B-like. The transcript is spliced from 8 exons. The coding region runs from base 35 to 1519 and encodes 494 amino acids. Lineage: Eukaryota; Metazoa; Chordata; Actinopteri; Cypriniformes; Cyprinidae. Gene Ontology annotation, cellular component: membrane. The record is from RefSeq and is a predicted model, not a curated record.